Molecule: messenger RNA, 4852 nt
Organism: Cottoperca gobio
Lineage: Eukaryota; Metazoa; Chordata; Actinopteri; Perciformes; Bovichtidae
Product: neuronal acetylcholine receptor subunit alpha-7-like
Biological process (GO): monoatomic ion transmembrane transport
Cellular component (GO): postsynaptic membrane
Molecular function (GO): acetylcholine-gated monoatomic cation-selective channel activity; transmembrane signaling receptor activity
Source: RefSeq, a predicted model, not a curated record
GACAUGCUAGAUAUGAAGAAUAUAGCUGACCACAUAUAGAAAGGAAGAGAGUGGAAUCUAAAGUGACUUUUGAGGUGACUGUCGACUCGAGGAGACCAACAUUGGGAGUGUGUGUGUGUGUGUGUGUGGUGUGUGCGCGCGCGCGAGUGAGAGACAGAGAGAGCGCGAGCGAGAGACAGAGAGAGCGCGAGCGAGCGACGACAGCACCAGCAGUCUGACAAAGCUGCACUACCUCGAAGUUUGACAUCCCCAGCGGGCUACAGAGUGAGUUCUGCUCCGCCGCUGCCAUGGAGCCUCGGAAGUGUACUGGAUCUGUAUUGAUUGGAGUUUACCUGUGGGCGACAUUAUGCUGUCAAGGUUGUCAUGGCGGUGUGCACCAGAGGAAGCUGUACCGCGACCUGAUGGUAAACUACAACCGUCUGGAAAGACCCGUCCAAAACGACUCUGCGGCCAUUGUUGUGGAACUCGGCCUCACACUGCUACAAAUCAUUGACGUGGAUGAAAAGAACCAGGUGAUGAUCACAAAUGCCUGGCUGCAGCUGUAUUGGACAGACAUUUACCUUUCAUGGAACCCAGAGACCUACCCCGGGGUUCAGAACCUGCGCUUCCCUUCCAAUCUGGUAUGGGUCCCAGAUAUCCUGCUCUACAACAGUGCUGAUGAGAGGUUUGAUGCUACGUUCCAUACAAACGUGCUGGUAAAUGCUUCAGGAUCCUGCCAGUACAUCCCACCAGGCAUCCUGAAGAGUACCUGCUACAUCGAUGUGCGGUGGUUCCCAUUCGAUGUGCAGAAGUGUGACCUCAAGUUUGGCUCCUGGACCCACAACGGCUGGCUGCUGGACCUGCAGAUGAUGGACGUGGACAUCUCCACCUACAUACCCAACGGGGAGUGGGAUCUCGUAGGUGUGCCAGCUAAGCGUAACGAGCUGUACUACGACUGCUGUAAGGAGCCCUACCCCGAUGUGACGUUCACAGUCACCAUGCGGCGCAGGACACUUUACUACGGCCUCAACCUGCUCAUCCCCUGCGUGCUCAUCUCUGGUCUGGCCCUGCUGGUCUUCCUGCUCCCUGCUGACUCCGGAGAGAAGAUCUCACUCGGCAUCACAGUGCUGCUGUCUCUAACAGUGUUCAUGUUACUGGUAGCAGAGAUCAUGCCUGCCACUUCAGACUCUGUUCCUCUGAUCGCUCAGUACUUUGCGAGCACCAUGAUGAUCGUGGGCCUGUCUGUGGUGGUGACAGUCCUGGUUUUACAGUUCCACCACCAUGACCCCCAUGGAGGGAAGAUGCCUAAAUGGGUCCGAGUCAUCCUUCUCAACUGGUGCGCUUGGUUCCUCCGCAUGAAGAAACCUGGAGAGGAAAGCAAAACAGCUGUGAGCUCCAGUAACCCCUCGAACUACAAGUACUCCCACCCGCCUCCUCACCACACCAGCACCAACAGCAUGCAGAUGAGCACCAUACCAGGGCAGGCCCCCACCCAGUCAACCACGACCAACGGGAACCUGUACUGUGGCUACCACACGAUGGGAACAGAUAACCCAGCUUUCCCACCAAGCACUGAAUCCAGCCAUCCCAACGGCUCCUCCGCGCACGACAUCCACUCCGAACAGUCACGGACUUCGCUGCUGGAGCAGGUUCCGCAGAUUUCCCGGAUCCUGGAGGAAGUGCAGUACAUAGCCAGGCGCUUCCGAGCCCAGGACGAGGGCGAGGUGAUCUGCAGCGAGUGGAAGUUUGCUGCGGCGGUGGUGGAUCGGUUAUGUCUCGUGGCUUUCUCGCUCUUCUCCAUCAUCUGCACCUUCACCAUCCUCAUGUCGGCUCCCAAUUUCAUCGAGGCUGUGUCCAAGGACUUCACAUAAGGCCGAUCUCCGCCCUCUCUGGGAGGAGCAAGAGAGGCAAAGCUAACAAUAACAAUCCUGAUACGGUUAGACCUGUGCCACACAUGCCUCCCUGCUACAAAUAUGUGAAACCACACACGUUUUAGUACUAUUGUUAGAAGUCACAGUACACCAGAAGCAAAUCUUUCCCUCCCUCUACACACAUUUGUCAGUAGUAUAUGGUUGUUUGGAGAUGAUGUUAUUUUUCCCUUUCAUGGUGGCUCUCCUCGCUAGCACGUACAUACAGUAUGCAUCGUAGGAGGUUGAGGCUACAUGCAGUAGGUAAUGAUGUAGAAACUCACGCUAAUGCACUUUUCAAAUGUAUCCCUCAGUGACCUGCCUCCACCUGGACUUCUCAUCACAAUAUAUACUCCUUCCCUUCCAACUCUUUCUUUUCUGCUACUUUUUUCCAUUUCCUUUCCGCAACUGUAGCGCUUCUCAUCUUCUACAAAUGUCUUAAUGUCUUCAGCAGUUACAUACAGUAGGCUACAGUCAAUAACGUUCAAUUAACAGUUUUAGGGAAAGUUUUUCAGGCCUGUAUUAUAGAAAUAGAAAUAGUAGAUUUUUGUAUUUUGUAAAUAAAUGCACAUCUUACUUUAUGUGUUGAAGCUGAGAGAAAUUCUUUUUUUAUUAAGUGGAUGAAUUUACUGAGAGCUACUAAUGUGUUAACUCACAGCACUGUGCAUCUCACUUUUCUUUUAACUACGGCUUCAACCAAUGAUUAUUUUAAUUUUAGAUUCAUUCAUUUUCUUGACUAUUCAAUUAUUCGUAUUGUAUAUAAAAUGUUAAAAAAAUAGUAAAAAAUUCCAGUUAUUAUUUCCCAGAGCCCAAGAUGAUUUAUACAGUAACAGUUCAAAGAUAUUACAUUUACUGUCGUAUAUGACAAAGAAAAGCAUUAAUUGUUUACAUUUAAGGAGCUGGUAAGAGCAAUUUUAUUUUAAAUGUUUGAUUGAAAAAUCAUUAAGAAUGAAAAAUAGUUGCCGAAUAACUUUCUCUUGGGGGGCUAAUCCAUUUACUGACCAGUUGUUUCAGCUCUGCUUUAAACAUCUCCAAGUAUUAGAUUGUUCCUUACUUAUCUCUUCUUGCCUUUCAUUAUUUCCUUUAUUACCACCAAUAUUCUCAUUUCCUUCUUGAAUAGCGUGCAUCCAGGUUCUAUUUCCAUAAAUGUGAAUAGAUAAGGUUUUACCACUGCCUGUAGAAGUCUAUUUGAGACAUGUCUCCUUGCCUCCAUCCCUAUGCUAAACAAUAUUUAGUGAGCAUAAUGAUGCACUCACAAAAAGUAAAUGUUUUUUUAUUUUGAGUGUAAUUCAAUGUUUAUCUUACUUUAUCUGACUAUCUGUAAUUGUUACACAAUAUAUUGCUGUGUUAUGUUGCAUAUACUCACAAUGAAGAAAGCAGAUCAAAGCAAGUAGCGAUUGAGACAUUUUUUGUUCUUUGGGGGGAUUUUUAAAUGGAUUCAGAUGCAUUAGAUAAUAAUCUUUUGUAGCGCAAAGUGUUUUGUGUUUUUACUCUCUAAUACUCGGCAAACAGUUUAUUCUCUAAUCUCUAGCAACAACAUGCAACAUGGAUUACGGGGUGACCUUAUGUAACAGAUUUGUGUUAAACCGUCUCACCACCUGAGCGUCCCUCUGAUCCUCAGUAGUACAAGACACGCAUGAAUUCCCACUUUAACGCAGGCAACUGAACUCACAGACCUCUCCAGUUUAGCACCUGGCCAUUUUAAGUGUAAGAAGGAAGGAUAUGAAUCAAAAACAACAACAUGUUGUACACUGUGCGUCUGCAGCUGAAAUAGUCACUGAAAUGGAUUCAUGCUGUUACAGUUAAUCAAUGGGCCGAGUGCAACACAUUGCUGCCACCCAUUCACUACCUUUCAUGUCACUCUGUGACUCCAAGUCUGUAAAGCAGCUAAAAGCCAUCUCCAUUUUUAAUAGACAGGAGAGGGUGAAGCCAACCUUGACGGAAAUGUACACGCAGUACUUUGCAGUAGGCCUGAUCUUCGUGUUGAUUUAAUCAUGAUUCAAUAAUAUUUACAGUUUUUUUUAUGUCUAGGCAGAAAUGUGAAAUGUAUUUGGUUCAAACAUUUCAAAGAUGGUCAGUUAUUUUUAGGUAAUGGUAUUAGAGACGCCAUCGUUGUCACGUUAAACCUUUUAGGUUUCGUGUCGAGAGAUAGACGCACUCUGUUGGCAUCGAUCUGCUCAUCUAACUCUCGUACCCCAUUUCCAGAGUUUGUGCUAAGCUAACCAACUACUUGCUAUAGCUUCAUAUUUACUUUAGUAAAGCUCACCAAUUACCAUGUUAUAUCUCUUUUAUUUAAUCCAUUCCAGAAGUGCAAAAACAACAAAUUGUGAUAAUUAGUGUUUCCCGCGGUUUCCUGUCUAUAUGCUAAGCUAAGCUAACUGAAGCAGCUUCAUACUUACCUUUCAGGCAUAAAUGAAAGAUAAGUAUGAAGUAGGGCUGUCACAAUAUCAGAUUUUCACUACACAAUAACGUUAUUAUCGCGAUAUUUAUAGAAAAUUAGAUUAUUUCAAAAAUAAUAAUAAUCGGUCAAAUUCAUCUUUAAAUUUUUUAUUAUAAGUUGUAUCUAUUCUUUGGCAAAUAAUUAUAUUCAUUUGUGUGUGGGGUGUUGUUUGUGUGUGCAUUGUUGUGCGAGACAAAGCGAGAAUGUAAGAAAUGGAAAUUAUUUAACAGGCGCUAAAUUAUUUUCAGGAUAUUAUUGUAUGUGUAUUAUUAACUUGAUAUCAGUAUUCAAUUUUUUAAUAUCCCCAUUAUAAAUACCAGUAUAUCAUGACAACUAACAUGAAGCUACAGCCAGCAGCUGCAGUUAUUUUUUCAUAGCAUAAAGGCGACCAGCAGAGGCACCAGGAAGUUAAGUCAGGCCAGUUUCCAGUACUUAUGCUAAGCUAAGCUAAACCGGCUGCUAACCGUAGCUUCAUAUUUAAAAGGGACAGCCAUAUUGAGUGUGGUAUCAAUCUUCUCAUCCUAAC